This is a messenger RNA of Drosophila willistoni, 1501 nucleotides long. RefSeq names its product very-long-chain (3R)-3-hydroxyacyl-CoA dehydratase 3 (gene Hacd2). Bases 159 to 1361 code for a protein of 400 amino acids. Gene Ontology annotation, cellular component: endoplasmic reticulum membrane. Gene Ontology annotation, molecular function: 3-hydroxyacyl-CoA dehydratase activity. Gene Ontology annotation, biological process: sphingolipid biosynthetic process; fatty acid elongation; very long-chain fatty acid biosynthetic process. The record is from RefSeq and is a predicted model, not a curated record. Lineage: Eukaryota; Metazoa; Arthropoda; Insecta; Diptera; Drosophilidae. The transcript is spliced from 4 exons.
GUGCUAUCGAUUCCUUUGCCAACACUAAUUCUUAUCUUUCGGGUGUUUUGUUAUAUUUAAACCAUUCGUUAUUUUUAUUGGACUUGAUAAAAUAGCAAUUCGGUUGUUUGUACUGCAUAGUUCAGUAGGCUUGCGACCCCGAUUGUCGGCAAUGCAAAAUGUCGUCCCCAAAUACCAAAGAGACAACAACAACAACCGGCAGUGCCGGCAGUUCAUUUGUGAAAAAUGAAGGGGGAUCGAGUCAGCAACCGGCACAAUUGAGUCCCUUCGUCUACUGGUCCCAAACCAAACAAACACUCCAACUAAAAGUGGAUCUCAAAGACGCCAAAGGCGCCAUUGCGGACUUUUCGCCUGCAUCGCUAGCCUUCAGUGCUCGUGGCCAUGGGGCACGCGGAGUGAAUGCCUACAAGUUUGACAUACGUUUCUAUGCACUAAUUGAUGACGAGGAUGCCAGUUUCGUGGUGACCGAUAACAAGAUUGAGCUCAACAUACGUAAAAUGGAUCCAGCCUGGUGGCCUCGUCUGGUGGCUACGCCACAGAAGCCGCAUUGGCUCAAAAUUGAUUUCGAUCGCUGGCGUACCGAAGAUGAUGUGGAACUAGAGGAGGCGCCGCGCGAUAUACGACAGGACUAUGAAAAGGAAUACAAUAGUCUCCAAAAGCAGGAAUUGGGCUACAUAAAGGAGAAAACCAAAAAGGUCUACAUGAUCUUCUACAAUCUGGCCAUGUUUGUAGGUUACCUUUAUAUUGUGUGUGUCAUGGCCAUUCUCUAUUAUCGUGAUGGUCCAGAAAGCAUCACCAAAACCUAUGCCAAUGUGGGUAACGCUUUCAAAUUUGUUCAACUUUUGCAAUAUUUGGAGGUCAUGCAUCCACUAUUUGGCUAUACCAAGGGCAGUCCGUUGGUGCCCUUUUUCCAAGUCUCGGGCAGGAAUUUCAUUCUAUUUCUAAUGAUUGAGGCAGAAACCCGCAUGUAUACAAAACCUGUGGUUUUCUAUGUCUUUAUUAUUUGGUCUCUAGUGGAGUUAGUGCGCUAUCCCUAUUACUUGAGUCAGCUAUUGGGCCGCGAGCUAGGCCUGCUGACUUGGCUGCGUUAUACUAUAUGGAUUCCCUUGUAUCCAAUGGGCAUUGUGUGCGAAGGGAUUAUUGUGCUUCGCAGCAUUCCAUACAUUGAAGAGACAAAACGUUUUACGGUCGAAAUGCCAAACAAAUGGAAUAUCACAUUUGAUAUGGUUCUAUUCCUUAAAGUUUAUUUGCUAUUGCUGACUUUGCCUGGCAGUUAUUUGGUGAUGUCUCACAUGUCAAAGCUGCGUGCCAAGAAACUGGGACGUAACCGAAAUCGUAGCAAGCGCCGGCACGUCGAUUAGAGUUUAGUAAUACCAAAGACACAAAUUAUUCCUCUCACUCUUUAACUUUUAAAUCACAAAAGAACCGACAUUGCAAAAUUUCAUACUUUAUAAAUGAAUAUAAAGAUUUUUAUGUGUGAAUAAAUUAAAUUUCAUUCUAA